Messenger RNA from Manihot esculenta (cassava), 1378 nucleotides. RefSeq names its product chorismate mutase 1, chloroplastic. The transcript is spliced from 6 exons. Gene Ontology annotation, cellular component: cytoplasm. Gene Ontology annotation, molecular function: chorismate mutase activity. Bases 216 to 1184 code for a protein of 322 amino acids. NCBI's taxonomy places the organism in Eukaryota, Viridiplantae, Streptophyta, Magnoliopsida, Malpighiales, Euphorbiaceae. Gene Ontology annotation, biological process: aromatic amino acid biosynthetic process; chorismate metabolic process. The record is from RefSeq and is a predicted model, not a curated record.
GAAGUCUAGACGAUGCAGAAAAGAGGGAGAGAGAUUCUCUCUCACCGCAUGCCGUUUUACUUUCCUUUGCCACCUAACCAACCACAAACCCACCACCGCCCACCCACUCACCAAACCAAAGCUCCCACCUUUAUUUGUCUCGUCUCCGACUUUUCUUUCCACGCCUCUUCUCUCGUCUUUCUCCAUUCUUGCUUCUUCCUUGCACCAACUCUUCAAUGGAGGCGAAGCUAUUGAAUGCUUCCCCUGCCUCCCCAGUAUUUGCGCCUUCUCCCCAUGUGUCCAAGGUUCUCAGGACAAGUUGCUGCUUUGUUCCCAAAACAGGGAAUUUUCCUCUUAAAUUUCCGCAGCUAAGCUUGCCAAGGAGCCGCAUUCCAUCUAUUCCAGCAUCUGCUUCUUCCAUUGGGUUGGAAAAGAAGAAAAGGGUUGAUGAGAGUCAGAAUUUGACCCUUGAACAUAUUAGACAUUCCUUGAUUCGACAAGAAGAUAGCAUAAUAUUUAGCCUUUUAGAGAGAUCACAAUACUGUUAUAAUGCUGAUACUUAUGACCCAGAUGCUUUUGCAAUGGAUGGUUUCCAUGGCUCUUUAGUAGAGUUCAUACUCAAGGAAACUGAAAAGCUUCAUGCUCAGGUUGGCAGAUACAAGAGCCCUGAUGAGCACCCUUUCUUCCCUGACCUGCCAGAGCCAGUAUUGCCACCUAUGCAAUACCCACAGGUGCUACAUCCUGUUGCUGAUACGAUUAAUAUAAAUAAGAGAGUCUGGGACAUGUACUUCAGGGAUCUUCUUCCACGAUUGGUCAAGGAUGGAAAUGAUGGCAAUGCUGGAUCUGCUGCCGUUUGUGACACAAUCUGCCUGCAGGUUCUCUCAAAAAGAAUUCACUAUGGAAAGUUUGUAGCUGAAGCCAAAUUUCGGGACUCUCCAGAUGCAUAUGAAGCUGCGAUUAGAGCACAGGACAGAGAAAGAUUGAUGGAUUUGCUGACAUACAAGAAAGUUGAAGAGGCAAUAACAAAGAGAGUGGAGAUGAAAGCUAUGACUUUCGGGCAAGAGGUGACGGUAUAUAGUGAGGAUGACAGGCAUGACCCAGCAUACAAAAUAGAACCAAGCUUGGUUGCCCAUUUAUAUGGGGAGUGGAUAAUGCCAUUGACAAAAGAAGUUCAAGUUAUGUAUUUGUUGAGAAGGUUAGAUUAAACUCUGCCAUGGCUGUUUAUGAUUAAAUAGAGUUUCUUUUGAUAGCAGCCAGGUUGACGCUUUUGCUACAAAAUAACAGAGAGAUGCACGAUUGCUAUGUAAAAUAUCAUUAAACAGUUGCAUAUGUUUCCACUAGGAUGGUGCUGUUUAUUAAUCAUUAUCAAUGCAUGAAAAAGUGUACUUGCUUGUGGGUU